AUGGCCCAGCCUUCUGCCCCCCAAAAUCCCACUGGUGAGCCCACGGCUCCCGUGGUUGAUACUCCCCCCCAAGCCGAUGACCAGACGAGAAACCAAAAUGCCGACGCGGCUGCUCCUAAGGUGAAGACCGAGAAAGAAUUGGAGCGUGAGCGGCGCAAGGCCGAGAAGGCGAAGAAGUUCGCUGAGAAAAAGGCCAAGGCAGCAGCUAAGCCUGCCCCUGCCCCCAAGGCCGAGAAGAAAGAGAAGAAGGUCGAGAAGGAGAAAACCACCGAUGCGUACGAUCCCAAGGUCAUCGAAACCGGCCGUUAUGAAUGGUGGGAGGAGCGCGGUCUUUUCAAGCCCGAAUUCGGUUCUGACAACAAGGUCAAGCCUGAGGGCUACUUCGUCAUUCCUAUUCCUCCUCCUAAUGUUACCGGAUCUCUUCACAUGGGUCACGCCCUCACCAAUGCCCUCCAAGAUACCAUGAUUCGUUGGCAGCGUAUGAAGGGCAAGACUACCCUGUGGUUGCCUGGUAUGGACCACGCCGGUAUCUCCACCCAGAGCGUCGUGGAGAAGAUGCUUUGGAAGAAGGAGAAGAAAACCCGCCACGAUUUGGGUCGUGAGGUUUUCACAGACCGCGUGUGGGAAUGGAAGCACGAAUACCACGCCAACAUCAAGAACGCCUUGCGCAGAGUUGGUGGUUCCUUUGAUUGGUCUCGUGAGGCCUUCACUAUGGACCCUAACCUGUCCGCUGCCGUCACCGAGACUUUCGUUCGCCUGCACGAAGAGGGCAUCAUCUACCGUGCCAACCGCUUGGUUAACUGGUGUGUGGCUCUGAACACCUCCCUCUCCAACCUGGAGGUAGAGAACAAAGAGGUUGAAGGACGUACCCUGCUGGAUGUGCCCGGCUACGAAAAGAAGGUCGAGUUUGGUGUUUUGACUCACUUCUGCUACGAGAUUGAUGGCACCAAGGAAAGGAUUGAGAUUGCCACUACACGUCCUGAGACCAUGAUUGGUGAUACUGGUAUCGCCGUUCACCCCGAGGAUAAACGCUACCAACAGCUGAUCGGCAAGUUUGCCAAGCACCCCUUCGUGGACCGCUUGCUUCCGAUCGUUGCAGACACCGAUGUGGAUCCUGAGUUCGGUACUGGUGCUGUGAAGAUCACCCCGGCUCACGAUUUCAAUGACUUUAACCGUGGAAAGGCCCACAACCUCGAGUUCAUCUCCGUGAUGAACGACGAUGGUACCUUCAACAAGAACGGUGGUAUCUUUGCCGGUAUGAAGCGUUUCGAUGCUCGUUACAAGGUCAUCGAACUUCUGAAGGAGAAGGGACUCUACGUCAAGUGGGAGCACAACCCUAUGAAGAUCCCUCGCUGUGCCAAGUCCAACGAUGUUAUCGAGCCCAUCCUCAAGCCCCAGUGGUGGAUGAAGAUGGAAAGUCUUGCCAAGCCUGCCAUCGAGGCUGUCGAAAAGGGUGACAUUGUCAUCAAGCCAGAGUCUGCCGAAAAGAACUACUUCCGCUGGAUGAGGAACAUUAACGACUGGUGUCUGUCCAGACAGUUGUGGUGGGGUCACCAGGCUCCUGCUUACUUUGUUAAGAUCGAGGGUGAGGAAAACGACGACAGUGACGGCAACCUCUGGGUCAGCGGCCGUACUGAAGAGGAGGCUCGGAAGAAGGCCGAGGUCAAGUUCCCUGGCAAGAAGUUCGAUUUGGUGAGGGAUCCUGAUGUGCUCGACACCUGGUUCUCCUCUGGAUUGUGGCCCUUCUCUACCCUGGGCUGGCCCAACAAGACCCAUGACCUUGAGAACUUGUAUCCUACUUCCGUUCUGGAGACUGGUUGGGAUAUUCUUUUCUUCUGGGUCGCCAGAAUGAUUAUGCUGGGUAUCAAGUUGACCGGCCAGGUUCCCUUCAGGGAGGUGUACUGCCACUCUCUGAUCCGAGACUCGGAAGGCCGUAAGAUGUCCAAGUCUUUGGGUAACGUCAUUGACCCCAUUGAUGUUAUGGAGGGUAUCCAGCUCCAGACCCUCCAUGAUAAGCUUCUUCUUGGUAACCUUGCCGAGAAGGAGGUUGCUACUGCUACCAAGUAUCAGAAGAAGGCUUUCCCUAAGGGUAUCCCUGAGUGUGGUGCUGAUGCUUUGCGUUUUGCCCUUGUGUCUUACACUACCGGUGGUGGUGAUAUUGCAUUUGACAUUCAGGUUAUCCACGGAUACCGUCGCUUCUGUAACAAGAUUUACCAGGCCACCAAAUACGUCCUCGGCAAGCUGGGUGACGACUUCAAGCCUCAACCUGCCGUUUCGAAGACUGGUCGCGAGUCCCUUUCCGAGCGCUGGAUCUUGCACAAGUUCAACUCUGCUGCCAAGGAGAUUAACGAGGCUUUGGAGCAGCGUGAGUUCAACGUUGUUGCUACUACUGUGUACCAGUACUGGUACGCUCAGCUCUGUGAUGUCUUCAUUGAGAACUCCAAGUUCCUCCUCGCUCCUGAAGUGCCAGCUGAGGUGCAGGAGUCGGCUAAGCAGACUCUCUACACUGCUCUUGAGGGUGCUUUGGCCUUGAUCCACCCCAUCAUGCCCUUCGUCACUGAGGAGCUCUGGCAGCGUCUGCCCCGCCGUCCUAACGACAACACUAUUUCCAUCAUGAAGGCCCGGUACCCCGAAUAUAAGGCUGAGUUCAACGACCCCGAGGCUGAAGCUGCCUAUGAACUUAUCUUGAAGACCUCUGGUGCCAUCCGUUCGAUUCUUUCCCAGUAUGAGGUCAAGACCAAGGGAGACAUCAUCAUCCAGACCUACGAUGCCACCAGCCACAAGACCCUCUCGGACGAACUGACCAGCGUCAAGUCUCUGGGUGGUAAGUUCCUGGGCGAUCUCAGCAUCCAGGGUCCAGAGACUACUACUCGGCCAUCGGGCUGCGUGGUGUCUGCUGUUGGCUCUGAGGCAGCUGUCUUCCUCCGCGUGUCCAAGGAGGUCGCUCUUGAACAGGAGGAGAAGGCCAAGGCCAGCCUUGAGAAAGCCCGUGCUGUCGUGACUCGUCAGACUAACCUCAUGAGCAGUGCUGCAUGGAAGGAGAAGGCCAAGCCUGAGGUGCGCGAGAUGGAAGAGAAGAAGCUCAAGGAUGCCGAGAGCGAGACUGCUCGUUUGGAAGAACAGAUUCGCGAAUUCGAGAAGCUGCGGAUCCUUUGGGAGGCUGACUGCAUAGUGGAGAUGGAUGUACUCCGUAUAAAACCCAAGAAUCCGCGCACGGCGCGAAUUCUCAAAGCCAAAGAACCCCAGCUCAUCGAAGGAGCCAAGCGCACAUUGUUACUGCACGGCUCGAAAUGCCCGACACCGCUCCACACGGUUCUUAAGACUUUGCACUCCCUGACCCGGCCGAACUCGCUCCUGUUCCACAAGAAGAAUGAGAAUAUUCGCCCAUUCGAAAGUGCCGAGAGCCUCGAGUUCUUGGCCGAUAAGAACGACUGUGGUAUGGUGGUGUUCGGCAGCAGCAAUAAGAAGAGACCGAACUGCGUGACUAUGGCUCGGGUUUUCAAUGCCAAGCUGCUCGACAUGUGUGAAUUGUUGUUGCUUCCUAGCCCGGAUGGAGACCAGAUUCCCUCGAUGAACAACCUCACCAUGAACGUUGGGAUGGGAUUACGGCCGCUGCUGCUUUUCUCCGGAACGCCCUGGGAUGAUCCUACGUCGUCGGUGCAUGUCAUGCUGAAGAGCAUGUUCAUGGAUAUGUUCAAGGGCGAAACCACGGAUAAGAUUGAUGUGGAGGGCCUGCAAUAUGCGCUCAUGGUUGCGGCCGAGGAACCCACCGAGGGCUUGUCGCCUGUUAUUCACCUGCGGUGGUACAAGAUCAAGACGAAGCGCAGUGGACACAAGCUCCCCCGGGUGGAGUUGGAGGAGAUCGGUCCCAAAUUUGACUUCAAGGUUGGACGUAUCCAGGAGGCUCCUCGGGAUGUCAUGAAGGAGGCUAUGAAGCAAGGCAAGCGGCCUAACGAGGAGAUUAAGAUGAAGAAGAACAUUGGCAUGGAUUCCAUUGGUGAUAAGAUCGGUCGCGUGCACUUGACCAAGCAAGAUCUGGGCGGAUUACAGACGAGGAAGAUGAAGGGUUUGAAGCGGCGUGCCGGCAUGGAAUCGGAUGAGGAGGAUGCCGAUAUGAUGGAUGUGGAUGAGGUUUCCGAGGAUGAGGGCCGGAAGAGGGCUAAGACGGCUUAA
Molecule: messenger RNA, 4173 nt
Organism: Aspergillus pseudotamarii
Lineage: Eukaryota; Fungi; Ascomycota; Eurotiomycetes; Eurotiales; Aspergillaceae
Product: valine--tRNA ligase
Exons: 6
Coding region: 1-4173 (1390 amino acids)
Biological process (GO): valyl-tRNA aminoacylation; rRNA processing
Cellular component (GO): cytosol
Molecular function (GO): valine-tRNA ligase activity; rRNA binding; ATP binding
Source: RefSeq, a predicted model, not a curated record